Molecule: messenger RNA, 1191 nt
Organism: Contarinia nasturtii (swede midge)
Lineage: Eukaryota; Metazoa; Arthropoda; Insecta; Diptera; Cecidomyiidae
Exons: 4
Coding region: 116-889 (257 amino acids)
Source: RefSeq, a predicted model, not a curated record
UAUAUUUGAUGGAAAAAGAAGAACAUGUUUGAGUCUCACUCGUUUAUAUGUAAAUUACAUAGGCAUUUCCAGGCCAUGUAAUCCUGAGUAUAUAGUCUAUAAAAAAUUAAAUAAAAUGUCAGAAAAUGAUUCCGACUCAGGUAUUUUUUUAAAAAGAAAACAAGAAAACCAACAAAGAAUACAACAAAAACACAGAAAAUUUCAUUUAACUCGCCCGAAAACUUUGUUUCCAACGUCUCCAGAAAAAAUAAUCGCCGAUUUGAACCGUGGACUCGCCGAUUUUGCUGGAAAAAGGGCCGAAGGGCUUUGUGCGGAGGAUAAUUCCAAAAAAAAUUUGUCACUACUGAAUUAUAAUUCGAGCCAGGUACAAAACGUAAUCACAAGUCUCGAAAAUAUAAAACUUAAAAUUGGUAGAUGGAAAUUAUUCUUAUCUGUAACACCUCAACAACAAUCUCAACAACAAUCUCAACAAAAACCUUCACCACAAACUCAACAACAACAAGGCCCAAGUAAAACGGAUUCUCCAUCAGCUUCAUCAGCUUCGUCAGCUUCAACAUCUGGUACAAGAAAGAAAUAUGGCAAUUGUGUUCCAACAUUUGUUAAAGCAGUGUACUCAUAUAUGAUUUCGCAUCAACUCGAUGUGGAUUUUGCGCAAAAGAUGGACAAUUUUUUGGAUGUUAUAGAAAGGCAAAUUCAAUGUUACAAGCUGCUUAAAAACGACAUUGAUGAGGACGCUACAAAAAUGUCAGCUGCCCUAAAUGUUCAAGAUGCAAAUUCACAGUUGGAUAAUUCAAGCGCACAAAAUAUUUCAUCACACUCACAACAGCAACAACAACAACAACAAACUUUGCCGUAUCAUCCUGGAUCAUCCGGCCAAUAUAAAUAUUAACACUGUACAUCGCAUACACAGAGAUACUAAGAGACUGAAAGGAUAAACAUACUAAACCAAUUCAAUGAUCAUGUCAAAAUAUUAAAUGCUUGUUGAUAAAAUUUGUAGAUGCAUUUCAUCGAAACAUCUGUGCGCUGAGGAAAAACCGUGAUUUUUUUGCAUAUUUCAAGCUAACUCAUCCAGAGGACUUAUAGUGUAUAUUUUUGAAGUUAUUUGAAUGAAAUUGUAUAAAUUGAAAUAGAAGUUCAAAAAAGAAUCAAGAAUUGGAAAUAAAUAGUUUUGAACGUUGUUAAAUUGGAUUA